AUGGAGACUCUCAAGGCGGUAUUCUUUGGGCCCGACCCGCAAGCCCAGAUGAGAAAAUGCAACGCUUUAAUACGCACAAACACACGUCAACUCGACCGCGAUUUAGCCCGUCUCAAAAUCAGCGAUAGCCAAACCCGCCAACACAUCCUCAACGCCUCUAAACGUGCUCAGCGAAACCCAUCUCAGGCCAAACAGGCUACCAAUGAUGCCAAAGUUUUUGCAAGGGAACUUGUGCGGAUCCGGAAACAGACCACUCGGCUUAACACUAGCCGAGCCCAACUACAAAGCGUGGGGAUGCAGGUCAACGAAGCUUUUUCUGCCCGCAAGAUCCAAGGCAGCCUCCAGAAGUCAACGGGGAUUAUGAAGGACGUGAAUACUCUAGUUCGACUACCUCAACUAUCCUCCACCAUGCAUCAACUCUCUUCUGAACUUGUCAGGGCAGGCAUUAUCGAAGAGAUGGUCGAUGAUGCCAUUACAGACCCAUCCAUCUUCGAGGACGAGGAGGAGGAAGCAGAUUCGGAAAUCGAGAAGAUCCUCCAGGAAGUUUUGCAGGGCAAGCUUUCUCAGGCACAGCCUGUUACGGCCCCGCCUGUUCACAAGAUCUCAGAACCGGAAACCUCACAACCCGAGGAGGAGUUCGAAGACCAAGAAGCCACCCUCGAGCAGAUGCGAGGUCGACUGGAAGCUCUCAAGAGCUAG
Molecule: messenger RNA, 699 nt
Organism: Penicillium soppii
Lineage: Eukaryota; Fungi; Ascomycota; Eurotiomycetes; Eurotiales; Aspergillaceae
Product: ESCRT-III subunit protein VPS24
Exons: 2
Coding region: 1-699 (232 amino acids)
Biological process (GO): protein transport; late endosome to vacuole transport; endosome transport via multivesicular body sorting pathway
Cellular component (GO): ESCRT III complex; multivesicular body
Source: RefSeq, a predicted model, not a curated record